AUGAGCGGUGGGCAGGACGCGCUCAGCCAGAUGCUGCUGAAGAUAUUGUACACGGUGGACAACGAGGCGACGUCUUUUCUGACGCGCAGCCGGGAACCCGCGCCGGUGCGCGUGGAGAUGGUGCCGAUGAGCUCGCCGCCGGCGAAGGUGGGGGUGCGGAUUGGGAUCGUGGAAGUGGCGCAUGUGCUGGGGGAGGUGUGCAAGAGCUCGCCCGAGCUGUUCCAGCCGGCGGCGGGGCCUGCGGAGAGCGACUACAACGUGUACUUCAAGGACGUGGUGGAGGCAGACGAGCCGUUCGUGAGCCUGGGGCUGCUGUCGAAGCUGCGGGGGGGCGACGCGGACGAGACGCUGGUUAUCGGGCGCAUCUGCACGAAUUUCACGUCGCUGCUGCCGGGCGGCGGGCGGGGCUGCGAGACGCUGGAGGUGAAGAUGCGGUUUUCGAAGGUGCUGACGCGAAGCAACUCGCACCGCGGGAGCCUGGUGAAGGCGGUGCCGGCGCGGCGGAUGAACAGCGCGGCGGCGGCGCGGCGGCUGCCGGCGCCUGUGGGCGGGCCGGCGAAGCGGAGACGCGACGCGAACCCGUUGCCGGCGACGAAGGCCUUCCGGACGCAAUCGCUGCCGAUCUGGGACAACCCCAAGAACAGCGGCAUCCGCGGGGGGACCAUAGCGCACAAGAUCUACAUGGCGGAUCGGAACAAGGAGCAGCAGUCCAUCCAGCUGUCGCAGCAGCAGCAGGGCACACUGCAGGACAGGAAGCCGACAUACCAAGUCAUGUCUCUCCAGAGCGACACGACGGUGACCAAGUUCAAGGUCGACGACUCCAUCAGCAAGCGUUUCGAGUUCAUGAACAAGCCGAAGGCCAAGCGCGCGACCGCGCCGCGGCAGGCGGCGACCAGCAGCCCUGCAAUGGCCUCGGGCGCCGGCAAGCGCGUGCACAAGCCCAAGGUGCAGCAGGGCCGCGGCGGCGCCGCGCAGGCCGAUUCGGCGAAGCAGAGUAAUACGCCCAGGGACUUCGGUGCGCUCGGAGAAGACCAAUCGCUGCAGGAAUUCCUGUCGCAGUCCGAGAUUAAGAGCGAUCUGUUCGAACUGGAGGAGCAGAACGACGAGAGCGCAAGCUCCAACAAGGAGAACGUACCCCCGAGCUCCUCGUCGGUGUUCCAGCAGCAGCUUCUGCCCACAGAUAUGGACGACUUUUUCAACCUCGACCUCGACCAUAUGAAGAACACCGAUGAUGAGUGGUUCCAGGGCCUGUUCGGCACUCCUCGGGACGCGACCACCUGCAACACCAUGCCCAUCGAGGACGACAACGACAUCUCGCAGGCAGACACCGCAUCCACCAUGGUGCACGAAGCUCAGCACUCGACGACCGUCCUCCAUAACGACCAUCUCAGCGACCUGGACAGGACGUCACCCAUCGAUACGCUGUCAAUGCCGCUGCUGGACCUCGAGCCUCGCUCAAACCAGCCCGCAAAGUUCGUGAGCUGUGCAGACCAGCUGAAGCGGCUGCCGUUGUUGAUCAAGGGUAAGGAAGGCGCAACUACCAACACACCUGAGGACGAACACCUGGAGGACGACGUUACCUCGCUUGUCAUCCAGAUGAGCACCUCGCCGUCCCCCGAAGACGGGGACCAGGAUGCACUGCCUCCGAAGCAGCCCCAGGAGAAACACCUGCUGUGCGACGAGCUACCAUCCGACUGUGACGAUGACGACGACGAUGACGACGAACGCCUUGAGUGUAUGAAAAAACGCAAGACCAUGCCCUCAUCACCCACCUCCAUGUUUCAGCCGUACCGCGACCUUGAUGGCCUCGGUGCUGAGAACCGCGCUGACGACACCAGCUUCAUAGCUACUGAUGACUUUGCCAUGGCAAAACUACCCCCGCAUGCAGACUCCACACCAGCUACACACAUUAGUUCUGCUGACGACCUUAAAAAGAAAAAGGAUCUUACGAACAGUGACAACCAUUAUUGGUCAUGA
Eremothecium gossypii ATCC 10895 is the source of this 1977-nucleotide messenger RNA. RefSeq names its product Spt21p (gene SPT21). The transcript has a single exon. Bases 1 to 1977 code for a protein of 658 amino acids. NCBI's taxonomy places the organism in Eukaryota, Fungi, Ascomycota, Saccharomycetes, Saccharomycetales, Saccharomycetaceae. The record is from RefSeq and is marked provisional. Gene Ontology annotation, biological process: silent mating-type cassette heterochromatin formation; regulation of transcription by RNA polymerase II; rDNA heterochromatin formation.